AAUUAUUCUGUUAGUUGUUUUGCUUUGCUGCUUCUCUCGCUCUCGCCUUCGUUCUCUGAUCUCCUCACUCCUGAGCUUGCAGGGACUGGAAGAUCAAGCAAUGUCGACGGCUUCCUCGGAUUUCUCGAUCGGUUUGGGCAUUUUCUCUUUCCGUGUCUCGGUUCGGGACAUUCCGUCGCUCUGAAUUUCGUUGAAAUUCACUUGAUUUCGUCUUGUUUCCGUACGGAGGAAUUUAGGGUUUUUGGGAUUGGAUUUGGGUGAGAAAUCUAGUGACUGUGCUCGGAUCGGGGCUUGAAUUUUCGAGCUUUUGGCAAUAAUUGCGUAUUACUUGGGUUGGGUGGAUUUUGAGGUCUGCUUGAUGUGCCGAGGGUUGUUUUGGAACUAUAAACGGAGGAGCUGCGAUUUGUAAGGGUUUGAAGAGUUGAAGGGUGCUUCAGUGGAGCUCUGUUGUAAAAAUUGGUGAAUUGUUGGUGUAAUUGUUCUUGAAGGUUAUUGCAGGGCCGUUUCCUUUUCUUUUUGGGAUUCUACUUUCUUCUUGGUGUUGGAAAUUGUGGCUUGUGGGGGGUGCGAAGGACAGUUUGGUGGUUGAAUUUUUGGGAUUUGGUGUGUUGUGCAGUUUGGUGGCUCUGCAUGCGUAAAUCUUGAGGGGGUCCUCUGCUGCUUCGUGGAGGAUCCCAGAAAUCGCGGUCUUUUGGCCGUGUUUUUCCCUCUUGGUUCUGGAUGAGACACUAUGGUUCCCCCUUUAUUGGUUAACUUUUAAAAGUGAAGUAGAAGAGCUGUCGGAUUGGGGCUCCGAGUGGUUUCUUCCGAGCUGAGAAGUAAGGAAGGCCAGCUAAUUUUCUUUUGGCCGAUUGGUUUUUUGGGACGUGCAAUCAAUUUUCAAGGAAGAUGUUCGGUUUUCCUGCUGAUACUGGGCGUGAUAACGCAUUGGGGUCUGUAUUGAUACCCACACGAUUUGUGUGGCCUUACGGGGGCAGAAGGGUAUUUCUUUGUGGCUCAUUCACCGGUUGGUCUGAGCAUAUACCAAUGUCCCCCAUGGAGGGCUGCCCUACUGUAUUUCAGGUUAUCUACAGUUUAUCACUGGGAUAUCACGAGUACAAGUUUUUUGUUGAUGGAGAAUGGAGGCAUGAUGAACACCAACGAUUUGUAAGUGGAAAUUGUGGGGUGGUGAACACUGUCUUCUUAGCUAGGGAACCUGAUAUGAUUCCUGCAAUUUAUAGUCCAGGGACACCCGGUAGAUCUAAUAUGGAUGUGGAUAAUGAUCCAUUUCUUCGUUCGGAAGCAGUACCAAGGAUAUCUGAGGUUGAUAUAGAGAUUUCUCGGCAUCGUAUAUCGGUCUUCCUGUCAAUGCAUACUGCAUAUGAUUUGCUCCCUGAAUCUGGAAAAGUCAUUGUCUUGGAUGUGAAUCUACCUGUGAAGCAAGCAUUCCACAUUCUAUAUGAGCAGGGAAUUCCUGUCGCUCCUCUCUGGGAUUGUUACAAGUGUCAGUUUGUGGGGGUUCUUAGUGCAUUAGAUUUCAUCUUAAUAUUAAGAGAGCUUGGCAAUCAUGGUUCAAAUUUGACAGAGGAAGAACUUGAGACACAUUCAAUAUCAGCUUGGAAAGAGGGAAAAUCUCAUAUUAACAAACAAGUUGAUGGCAGUGGCAGAUCAUACCCAAGAUGUCUUAUUCAUUCUGGGCCUCAUGAUUCUCUAAAAGAUGUUACUUUGAAGAUAUUGCAAAACAAGGUGGCUACAGUUCCCAUUAUCCAUUCUUUUUCACAGGAUGGUUCAUUUCCGCAGCUUCUACAUCUGGCUUCUCUCUCUGGCAUACUAAAAUGUAUUUGCAGGUAUUUUAAACAUUCUUCUAGCUCAUUGCCCAUUCUUCAACAACCAAUUUGUUCACUUCCUCUGGGCACGUGGGUUCCAAAAAUUGGGGAAUCAAAUGGAAGGCCAUUUGCAAUGCUGAGAUCGAAUGCAUCUCUUAAUGCUGCCCUAUCCUUGUUAGUCCAAGCUGAAGUUAGUUCAAUACCUAUAGUAGAUGAUGAUGACUCACUGCUGGACAUAUAUUGUCGAAGUGAUAUAACUGCUUUGGCAAAAGACAGGGCAUAUGCACAGGUUUGCCUGGAAGAACUGAGUAUUCACCAGGCUUUGCAGCUGGGGCAAGAUUCAAGUUCUCCAUAUGGGUUUGUUAGUGGGCAGAGAUGUCAGAUGUGUUUGAGAUCUGAUCCUUUACAUAAAGUGAUGGAGCGUCUCGCAAACCCCGGGGUUAGAAGGCUUGUAAUUGUGGAAGCUGGCAGCAAGCGUGUAGAGGGCAUUGUUUCACUAAGUGACGUGUUCCGCUUCUUGCUGAGUUAGCUCAGAUCAUCGGUCGAUAACCUCACACUAAAGGGUAGUAGACGAUGGAUCUGGAGAAGAUACAUUUAGCUUCACUUGACACUUUGUCUGCCAUGCCUACCCCCAUCCGCCUUUCUCUGGGUUGGUCUGGAACUCAAUUGCUAGAUGGGCCUGGAAUUUCCGAGCCCUCCUACCUACCAAUUCUUAGGAAUGAAUUCCAAAAGAUUAGAAAAAUCUGUAAAUUGUGAACUUUACUCUUCCCCUUCCCCACCUUUCCUUUUUCUCAAUCCUUUCUAUUAACCACAUUAUUGGCAACUCAGUACAUGCUGCCAUGUCAUGUUUGUCUCUUUACUGCUCACAAAGAAGUGGGAAAAGAGCUGGAGUAAGUUUGUAGCUUGUCCAUUAAAAGAGUUGAGAGUUGAUAUCCUCCACUUAA
Messenger RNA from Diospyros lotus (date-plum), 2749 nucleotides. RefSeq names its product sucrose nonfermenting 4-like protein. The record is from RefSeq and is a predicted model, not a curated record. NCBI's taxonomy places the organism in Eukaryota, Viridiplantae, Streptophyta, Magnoliopsida, Ericales, Ebenaceae. The transcript has 13 exons. The coding region runs from base 889 to 2334 and encodes 481 amino acids.